Messenger RNA from Hipposideros armiger (great roundleaf bat), 4545 nucleotides. RefSeq names its product cystic fibrosis transmembrane conductance regulator. Gene Ontology annotation, molecular function: ATP binding; ABC-type transporter activity; chloride channel activity. The record is from RefSeq and is a predicted model, not a curated record. The transcript has 24 exons. Gene Ontology annotation, cellular component: cytosol; apical plasma membrane; plasma membrane. The annotation marks the transcript as partial. Lineage: Eukaryota; Metazoa; Chordata; Mammalia; Chiroptera; Hipposideridae. Gene Ontology annotation, biological process: bicarbonate transport; chloride transmembrane transport.
GAAGUCACCAAAGCAGUCCAGCCUCUCCUACUGGGAAGAAUCAUAGCUUCCUAUGAUCCAGAUAACAAGGUGGAGCGGUCCAUUGCGAUUUACCUAGGCAUAGGCUUAUGCCUGCUCUUUAUCAUGAGGAUGCUGCUUCUGCACCCCGCCAUCUUUGGCCUGCAUCACAUUGGAAUGCAAAUGAGGAUAGCUAUGUUCAGUUUGAUUUAUAAGAAGACUCUGAAGCUGUCAAGCCGUGUUCUAGAUAAAAUAAGUAUUGGACAACUUGUUAGUCUCCUUUCCAACAACCUGAACAAAUUUGAUGAAGGACUUGCAUUGGCACAUUUCGUGUGGAUCGCUCCUUUACAAGUGACGCUGCUAAUGGGGCUGCUGUGGGAGCUGUUACAGGCCUCCGCCUUCUGUGGGCUCGCUGUCCUCAUCAUCCUCGCCCUGUUCCAAGCAGGGUUAGGGAGGAUGAUGAUGAAGUACAGAGAUCGGCGAGCUGGAAAGAUCAGUGAAAGACUUGUGAUCACCUCAGAAAUAAUUGAAAAUAUUCAAUCUGUUAAAGCAUACUGCUGGGAGGAAGCAAUGGAGAAAAUGAUUGAAAACCUAAGACAAACAGAACUGAAACUGACCCGGAAAGCAGCCUAUGUGAGAUACUUCAACAGCUCGGCCUUCUUCUUCUCAGGGUUCUUUGUGGUGUUUUUAUCUGUUCUUCCCUAUGCACUGAUCAAAGGAAUCAUCCUUCGAAAAAUAUUCACAACCAUCUCGUUCUGCAUCGUUCUGCGCAUGGCAGUCACUCGGCAAUUCCCCUGGGCUGUACAAACAUGGUAUGACUCUGUUGGAGCAAUAAAUAAAAUACAGGAUUUCUUACAAAAGCAAGAGUAUAAGACAUUGGAAUAUAACUUAACAACCACAGAGGUAGUGAUGGAAAAUGUAACAGCCUUCUGGGAAGAGGGGUUUGGGGAAUUAUUUGAAAAUGCAAAACAAAACAAUAAUAAUGGAAACAUUCCCAAUGGUGAUAACAGCCUCUUCUUUAGUAACUUCUCAAUUCUUGGUACUCCUGUCCUGAAAGAUAUCAAUUUCAAGAUAGAAAGAGGACAGUUGUUGGCAGUUGCUGGAUCGACUGGAGCAGGCAAGACUUCACUUCUGAUGAUGAUUAUGGGAGAACUGGAGCCUUCAGAGGGUAAAAUUAAACACAGUGGAAGAAUUUCCUUCUGCUCUCAGUUUUCAUGGAUUAUGCCUGGUACCAUUAAAGAAAACAUCAUCUUCGGUGUUUCCUAUGAUGAGUACAGAUAUAGGAGUGUCAUCAAAGCAUGCCAACUAGAAGAGGAUAUCUCCAAGUUUGCAGAGAAAGACAAUAUAGUUCUCGGAGAAGGUGGCAUCACACUGAGUGGAGGGCAGCGAGCAAGAAUUUCUUUAGCAAGAGCAGUAUAUAAAGAUGCUGAUUUGUACCUAUUAGACUCUCCUUUUGGAUACCUAGAUGUUUUAACAGAAAAAGAAAUAUUUGAAAGCUGUGUCUGUAAACUGAUGGCUAACAAAACUAGGAUUUUGGUCACUUCUAAAAUGGAACAUUUAAAGAAAGCUGACAAAAUAUUAAUUUUACAUGAAGGUACCAGCUAUUUUUAUGGGACGUUUUCUGAAUUACAAAAUCUACGGCCCGACUUCAGCUCAAAGCUCAUGGGAUAUGAUUCUUUCGACCAGUUUAGUGCAGAAAGAAGAAAUUCAAUCUUAACUGAGACUUUACGGCGUUUCUCGUUUGAAGGAGAUGCUGCUGUCCCCUGGAAUGAAACAAAAAAACAGUCUUUUAAACAGACUGGAGAGUUUGGUGAAAAAAGGAAGAACUCUAUUCUCAAUCCAAUCAAUGCUAUAAGAAAGUUUUCAGUUGUACAAAAGACUCCAUUACAAAUGAAUGGAAUCGAAGAGGAUUCUGAAGAGUCUUCAGAGAGAAGGCUGUCCUUAGUUCCUGACUCUGAGCAGGGAGAGGCCAUCCUGCCUCGAAGUAACAUGGUAAACACCGGCCCCACAUUUCAAGGACGAAGGAGGCAGUCUGUUCUGAACCUGAUGACACACUCCUCGGUGAACCAAGGUCAAAUCAUUCAUCGAAACACAGCAGCACCCACAAGAAAAAUGUCACUGGCCCCUCAGGCACACUUUACUGAAAUGGAUAUAUAUUCAAGACGGUUAUCUCAAGACAGUGGUGUAGAAAUAAGUGAAGAAAUUAAUGAGGAAGAUUUAAAGGAGUGCUUUUUUGAUGAUGUGGAGAGCAUACCAGCAGUGACUACAUGGAAUACAUACCUUAGAUAUAUUACUCUCCACAAGAACUUAAUUUUUGCGCUAAUUUGGUGCAUAGUUGUUUUUCUGGCCGAGGUGGCUGCUUCUUUGGUUGUGUUGUGGCUACUUAAUAAAACAUCUCCUCAAGACAAAGGGAAUAAUACCAACAGCACAAAUAGCAGCUACCCGGUUAUUGUCACCAGCACCAGCUUCUAUUAUGUAUUUUACAUUUACGUGGGAGUAGCUGACACUUUGCUCGCUCUGGGACUCUUCCGAGGCUUACCACUGGUGCAUAAUCUCAUCACAGUAUCGAAAAUCUUACACCACAAGAUGUUACAUUCUGUUCUUCAUGCACCUAUGUCAACCCUGAACACCUUAAAAGCAGGUGGGAUUCUUAAUAGAUUUUCCAAAGAUAUAGCAAUUUUGGAUGAUCUUCUGCCUCUGACCAUAUUUGACUUCAUCCAGCCAGCUAAUAACCUCACAGCCAGGACCAUGAUGCAGAGACAGAAGUGCAGACACAUUUUCAAGAAGGAGAAAGAGAAACUCAGGAAUGGCAGGAGUCCAAUUUUCACUCAUCUGGUUACAAGCUUAAAAGGCCUAUGGACACUUCGUGCGUUUGGACGUCAGCCUUACUUUGAAACUCUGUUCCACAAAGCUCUGAAUUUACAUACUGCCAACUGGUUCUUGUACCUGUCAACGCUGCGCUGGUUCCAAAUGAGAAUAGAGAUGAUUUUCAUCAUCUUCUUCAUUGCUAUUACCUUCAUUUCCAUUUUAACAACAGGUGAAGGAGAAGGAAGAGUUGGCAUUAUUCUAACUUUAGCCAUGAAUAUCAUGAGUACGUUGCAGUGGGCUGUGAACUCCAGCAUAGAUGUGGAUAGCUUGAUGCGAUCUGUGAGCCGAGUCUUUACGUUUAUUGACAUGCCAACUGAAGAAAGUAAAUCUACCAAGUCAGUCAAACCACACAAGGAUGGCCCGCUCUCGGAAGUUAUGAUUAUCGAGAAUCAGCACGUGAAGAAAGAUGACAUCUGGCCCUCAGGGGGUCAAAUGACCAUCAAAGACCUCACGGCAAAAUAUACAGAUGGUGGGAAUGCCAUAUUAGAGAACAUUUCCUUCUCAAUAAGUCCUGGCCAGAGGGUGGGUCUCUUGGGAAGAACUGGAUCAGGGAAGAGCACUCUGUUAUCGGCUCUUCUGAGGCUGCUGAACGCCAAGGGGGAGAUCCAAAUAGAUGGGGUGUCGUGGGAGUCAGUGACCGUGCAGCAGUGGAGGAGAGCCUUUGGUGUGAUCCCACAGAAAGUAUUUAUCUUUUCUGGAACAUUUAGAAAAAAUUUGGAUCCCUAUGGACAAUGGACUGAUCAAGAAAUAUGGAAAGUUGCAGAUGAGGUUGGACUCCGAUCUGUGAUCGAGCAGUUUCCUGGAAAGCUUGACUUUGUCCUUGUGGAUGGGGGUUUUGUCCUGAGCCACGGCCACAAGCAGCUGGUGUGCUUGGCCAGAUCUGUUCUCAGCAAGGCCAGGAUCUUGUUGCUUGAUGAGCCCAGUGCUCAUUUGGAUCCAAUAACAUACCAAAUCAUUCGAAGAACUCUAAAACAAGCGUUUGCUGAUUGCACCGUGAUCCUCUGUGAACACAGGAUAGAAGCCAUGUUGGAAUGCCAGCGAUUUUUGGUCAUAGAGGAGAACAGAGUGCGGCAGUAUGAGUCCAUCCAAAAGCUUCUGAGCGAGAAGAGCCUCUUCCAGCAGGCCAUAAGCCCCUCGGACCGGCUGAAGGUCUUCCCCCAUCGGAACUCAAGCAAGCACAAGCCUCGAUCCCAAAUUGCUGCCCUGAAGGAGGAGACAGAGGAAGAGGUGCAAGACACCAGGCUUUAGGGCAGCAUGACCGUGUGCAUGGACACUCACUCAUGGAGCUGGAGGAGGGACAGUUUCUGCUGCAGAAAACAAGGAUGAAUAAUGCUGUUUGUAAAAGGAAACAUUUUGGGUAGAGAAAUUAAGGACAUUCACGUAGGUCUGGAUAAAUGGCUUCCUGGCAAUGGUCAAAUUGUAUGAAAGGUACUUCAAAUCCUUGAAGGUUUACCACUUGUGUUUGCAAGCCAUAUUUUCCUGAUAGCUUCUUCUCUUUGGUAGUCAUUGGGAAGGUGGCUGUAAAUGUCAGCCAGCUUAGUUGUUCAACUUAGCGUUUAGUGAAAUUUGCUAAUUUGUAUUAUUGGAGAAGAACUGUAAUCAUACUACUUAGAAAUGCAAUGAAGUAGUGAUAACUGGAAACUUUAGUGGUUUAUACUCCUUUUUCUCCACUUUGGGAUA